Messenger RNA from Acanthocheilonema viteae, 774 nucleotides. NCBI's taxonomy places the organism in Eukaryota, Metazoa, Nematoda, Chromadorea, Rhabditida, Onchocercidae. The record is from the annotation of a GenBank genome assembly.
AUGCAUUUGGUUUUGAACCAUAACUGUAAUUCAGUUAAUACUUGUGGAAGAACUGUUUCUCAGCUUUGGCUCAGAAAAUUGGUACGAAAUUUUAUGCAAUGGACACAAAGCAAUGAAAAAACAGCAAUUCAUUGUCUAAGUAGUCAGAACUGGAAUCUGGAGUUGGCCUGCGAUGCUUAUUACCAGAAUCCACAAUUGUAUAUGUGCAUGGCAGAUGUGGUUGACCAAAGAAAUAGACAAGACAAUGAUCCAUCAUGUAUCGGGCCUCAUGGAAUGUUACGCUUUCUGACAGAUCUUGGUUUAAAUCCAGCUGAUCGAAAUGUACUGAUAUUAGCCUGGAAACUCAAAGCAAAGACGCAGUGCGAAUUUACUUGGGAGGAAUUCAGUACCGGUUUGAACGAAAUGAAAGUAGAUUCUUUGGAAAAAUUGAGAACGAAAAUACCAACGCUGAGCGAGGAACUCAGGAAUCCAAUCAAUUUUCGAGAUUUUUAUCAGUUCACUUUCAAUUAUGCCCGUGCAUCCCCGCAGAGGACAUUGGAAGUGGAGACAGCCAUUGCUUACUGGGAAAUUGUGUUCGACGGCAAUUUUAGUUACCUUCCUUUAUGGACUAGCUUCCUUCGGGAAAAGGAAGUGAAAAGCAUACCACGUGAUACGUGGAACUUAUUAUUGGAUUUUUCUUUGACGAUUGCACCGGAUUUCAACAAUUACGAUGCAGAAGGAGCAUGGCCUGUUUUGAUUGAUGAAUUUGUAGAAUAUGCAAGAAGUAAAAUAUAG